AUGGCUCUAGCUGCACAACAAUCUUUAUUAGAUGAAUUAAUGGGCAAAGGUCGUAAUGCAGCGAAAGGUGAAAAAAUUCAUAAAUAUCGUUUUGAUGAUCCAAAUGUUUGUAAAUAUAUGCUUGUUGAUUAUUGUCCACAUGAUUUAUUUGUUAAUACUCGACAGGAUCUUGGCCCCUGUGAUAAAGUUCAUGAUAUAAGUCUUCAACAAGAUUAUCAAAAAAGUUCACGUUAUGAAAAACUUGGUUAUGAAGAUGAUUAUGAACGUUUUCUUAAAUCAUUAAUAUCCGAUGUUGAACGACGUAUAAAACGUGGACAAGAACGUCUACGCAUAACUCAAGGUGAUCCGAAUGCCGAUAAUGAUCCACAUAGUCUUAAGAAUGAAAUUAUCAAUAAAAUAAAAUCUCUUGAAGAAAAAAUAACAUCACAUGUUUUAAAAUCUGAACAACUUGGAAAUGAUUGUCGAAUUGAUGAAGCACAACAAGUUUUAAAUGAAUGUGAAGAAAUGAGAGAAGAAAAGAAAAACCUUGAAACGCAAUUAGCUGAAGAACAAGCCAAUGCAGAUAUGAAUAAAGCUAUGGAAGUAUGUACUGUUUGUGGAUCAUUUCUUAUUGUUGGUGAUAUACAAAGUCGUCUUGAUGAACAUAAUAGUGGAAAACAACAUGCAGGUUAUGCAAAAAUUAGAGCAACACUUGAAGAUUUAAUUCAACGUAAAGCACAAAUGCUUGAAAAAGAACGAACUCGGAAUGUACAAAAACAAGAACCAUCUAAUCGUAAACGAGAUCGAUCUGAAUCCAAAGAUGAAAAAUCUAAACGACAUCAUUCACCAUCAUCACAUCAUCAUCACCAUCAUCAUCGUGAUAGAAAUACUAAACAACGAGAAUCUUCUAGAGAAACAAAUGAUCAUCAUCAUCAUCGAUCAUCUCGACAUGAGAAUAAUUCUUCGUCAAAAGAACGUCAUUCACCAUCAACAAAUCAUCGUCAUCAUCGACGAUAA
Rotaria sordida is the source of this 996-nucleotide messenger RNA. The record is from the annotation of a GenBank genome assembly. Lineage: Eukaryota; Metazoa; Rotifera; Eurotatoria; Philodinida; Philodinidae.